Messenger RNA from Chelonus insularis, 2551 nucleotides. RefSeq names its product condensin complex subunit 2-like. NCBI's taxonomy places the organism in Eukaryota, Metazoa, Arthropoda, Insecta, Hymenoptera, Braconidae. Gene Ontology annotation, molecular function: chromatin binding. The record is from RefSeq and is a predicted model, not a curated record. Gene Ontology annotation, biological process: mitotic chromosome condensation. Bases 459 to 2474 code for a protein of 671 amino acids. The transcript is spliced from 2 exons. Gene Ontology annotation, cellular component: condensin complex.
UAUGUUUCAAUCAAAUACGCGGUAAAGUUUCUUAUUUUGUUGAUUGUUUACAAUCAUACAUGGUCAGAUUUUUAUCCAAAAUAUUCCGUUAUAAAGUCAAAUAGUGUCAACAACUGAUUCAUAUAAUUGAACUUAAAAAAUACUUUGUUAAUGGCAGAUCCGGCAAAUAAUCAUUUGUUUAACAAUUUAAGGUCAAUAUGUAAAUAACUAGAAAAUUUGGGUAUUACGAUUCUUAGAACGCUGUGUUACUGGCGAAUUUUCUUCAGCAACUGAUGAGGACAUUGAAAAACUGAAGAUUCUUAAACAAACUCACAAAUGUAACGAAUUAUACUGUCUGCUCCAUUAGAUAGUAAUUAGUUUGGAAAAGAUAAUAGGAAAUUUUUUAAUGAUUUCAAAUUAACCAGACUUAUUUUUAAAUUAUAAAAGUCAAUUUAAUAUUUGAACAAGAAAAAUUAAUCAUGGAUCGACGAAAAAGUCUUGGACACAUGUUAUUAGAGAAUUCCACCAGUCCAACAACAGGAGUUUUACAACGUCGAUCGGCUCUUGUUACCAGACAAUCAGAAAUCGAUCUUAAUGUUAAUGACGAUGAAGCAGAACGUGCAUCAUUACGACUAUUAUCAGAACAGAGCCCAACUAAUCAAACAUCAAUUACCCGUCGUUCAUUAAACUUGGGAACUAUUGUAAAUAUGACAUCUCCGCAAAUUGUCGAUGGUAUAGCACAAUGUAUUAAAUUAAAUGCUGAGAACAAAAUAAAUAUAAAAAAUGCAUUUAGUUUAAACAUGAUAGAUUUCAUGUCUUGGAUGGCAAAAAACAAGCAGCAAGAAAUGGGAAAUUUACAAAUGGCUGCUGUGGGCUUAGAUGUAAGUGCUAAAAUUUAUGCAUUAAGGGUUACUGAUCUUUAUAAUAAGACAUUGAACAUGGCAGGAAACUUAGUGCCAGAAAAUAAUGAUGAACCAGAAAACGAAAAUACAGAAGAGAUAAACGCAGAUGUUGAAGGUUCACAAAAUUUGCGUCAAUCACAACAAAGGAAAAAAAAGCGAAAUGCAAAUAAAGAAUUAUUUACAACGAUUAAAGCUUUAGAAGGAAAAAAAGAUUCUAUUAGCUUAGAUCCAAUCAUGUAUGGAGAAAAUGAUUGUCAGCUUCCUUCAAUGUUAUAUCAAUAUUUAUUUCCUCAACAUUGUACUCCAAGUUUAUUUCUUCAUUUUUAUAAUGACAUUAUCAUCGAUGAAAAUGUUGUUGGAAAUGACACUAACUCAAAUAUCCAUAUUUCAUGGCCUCCAAUUCUUCCUAGCUCUGAAAGAGAAAUAAAUUCUUUAUGCACUAAUUUCGAAUUUAUAAAUUAUUCAAUAGAUUCAGAAAAUAGUAGUCCAAAUUCAAGUCAAUCUCAACCUCAAUCACUACCUCAAGAUAAUAAUCUUGUAUUCGAUUUUGAUGCAAGCCUACCCCCAAAUAAUGAAUUCGAAGAUGUAGCCGAUUCCUAUGAAAUGGACAAUGAUGAUUAUGAACACCGAGUGGGAUGUCAUUCACAACCAGCAGGUCCUGUUAUGUUAGCCACACUUGAAAAUAUUAUAGAUAAACUUCCUACUCGACGUCUUGAAUAUUCUGUAUUUGAUCAUUCAUUGAAUAUCCGCUGGGUUGGACCAUCUCAUUGGAAGAUCAAAAGUCUUGUUAAAAAUCAAGGAUCAAGUCAAGCUACUGAAGUUUGUACACAAAAUCCUAAACGAAAAAGAAAAGAAUUUAAAUUAGAAUAUUCAACGGAAAAAAUUAAAAUAGACAAAAAGAAAUUUAAAAAAUGUAAUUCACAAUUAAAAAUUUCAACUCUUAAGUAUUCAUGGGAUGAAGAGAAAUUAUUCUUUCAUUACGAACCAUGCUAUGAUAAAUUAACUGAUUCAUUGUAUAAACUUUUUAUGAGACCAGAAAUUAUGAUUACGUUGGCCAAAAAUACAGAUAUUGAUACAAAUACUGUAGAAUUGAAUAAUGAAGCUGGUGGAUAUAAUGAUUAUAAUUUAAAUGAUACAUAUAAUGAUUGUCCUGAUAAUCAGAUUGAUGAUAUUCCUCUUAAUGAAAAUUCAAAUCAUGAAAAUUAUGAAUCAGAUGAUGUUCCUCAGGAUUUUGUUGGUGAAAAUUUAAUUGAAGCUCCAAAAUUAACUCAAAAAAUAUUUAUUCCUUUCUCUCAAAGAGCCAAAAAACUUGACAUGCAUAAACUUAAAAAAUGUAUUUGGAAAGAAUUAACAACUGUAGAGCAUAAUCAUAAUGAAAAUAAUACACAUUCUAAUGUAAAUACUGUACAUGGAGAAAAAAGUUUCGUACAGGUUUUUGCAAAUUUACCUAAAAAACUCAAUAAAAAUGAUGCAGAAGACUUAAGUUUUCCCAUUGCUUUUGUAUCUCUUUUACAUCUUGCAAAUGAAAAGUGCCUAAAAAUAUCAGGAAAUGACAAUUAUUCAGACUUGAAAAUACAACAAGAUGAGUCAUGAGUUAAUUUUAUUGUAUAAAUUGUUAUCUAAUUUUCAUCUUAAAUAAUUAUUUUCAAUAAAAAAAAUGUCUUUUCUUA